AUGCCUCCUACCAUCUUGAAAGAUGGCGACGUACAGGAGCAGCAGGUCUCGCACAUCGAAACUUCUAGCGACGCUGAUGCUAUAGAGAAAGCUAUUGACAGCGAUCGUCGUCCUGAAGCGCAAGGAAAGGAUCAAGCUGAGCUUCCAAAGGGGUAUUUCUAUAGUCCAUCUUUUAUCGGCAGUUACUGUGCCAUAGGAGUCGCCUUUGCCUGUGGAACGGGUGGUUUUGCUCUCGUAGCGCCAAUAUUAAGUGAGAUCAGUCGCGAUCUUGGAGCGCAAGGAAAUAGCAACGCCAACUGGGUCGGCAUUGUAUAUUCGCUUGCUCAGGCUGUUGUCCUUAUGCUCGUAGGGCGCUUGAGCGACAUUUUUGGUCGCCGCUGGUUUUUCAUUAUCGGGUCUUCCAUCGGAUUGAUUGGGAGUAUUGUUGGGGGUACAGCCACAUCACUCGGGCAACUCAUUGCAGGGGAAACUUUGAUCGGAAUCGCAGCUGGGUUUCAAUGCUCUUUUUUCUGGGUUGUUGCUGAGAUUGUGCCUAUGAAGAGGCGGUUUAUCGCUAAUUCCGGUCUAUUUCUCUGGACUCUACCAACAAACAUUCUAGGGCCGAAGAUUGCUGCCACCAUUCAGAACAAUACCUCCGUGAAAUGGCGUGGGUGCUUUUACUACUUGACAGCGAUGAAUGCGUUGUCCGUGUUGCUAUGGUUUCUCUUCUACCACCCGCCCACAUUUAGCCUGCUGCACCGAAACAAAAGAGUAAAACAAUUGAUUAUGGGAUUUGACUUUGUUGGUCUUUUCCUUUUCUCGGCUGGGAUGAUUCUUCUACUGAUGGGUCUCAACUGGGGAGGUUCCUUAUAUCCCUGGACGAGUGGAUAUGUUCUCGGAACAUUACUAUCAGGUUUCGCCACACUUGUCGUUUGCGUGAUAUACGAGCUUCGAGUGUCGCUAGAAGAACCGUAUCUGCCACUGGAGCUAUUCAAAAACAUCAAGUACACCUCGUGCGUAAUCUGGUGCUCGAUCGAAGCAAUGACCUUUUAUGCAUUUGGUCUUAUUUGGCCCAAGGCCGUCCCCAUUCUAUAUCCGAACCUCGAUCUAGCGAGUAGCGCAACAAUAUCUAGCUUGGUCACCAUGUCGUUUGCGCUGGGCCAAAUGUCAGGCCCGUUCUUGGCCAACUGGCUGCCGGCAAAACCACUGGUGAUCAUAGGAUCCUUUAUUGGGACUGGCUUGUUGGCGGCCGUCGCAGCGAACCCUCUAAACAUGGACCUUACUCUGGGCAUGCUCGUCACGGGAAAUUUGAUCAUCGGUAUGGCUGAUGGGAUAGGAUUGCCGAUGACAACAUUCCCAAUCAAGAACCAGGAGCGCCUUGGAACUGCUGGCGGGCUUAGUGGAUGCAUUCGUCUGGCAGGGACGUCUAUUGCGGUUGCGAUGUACAGCACCAUACUAAGCAAUCGACUGAAUCAAACUAUUCCGGCUGCUAUCGAGACAGCUGCGUUGUCGACUGGCAUUUCCGAAUCGGCAGUGCCAGAAUUAAUCGCGGUGCUGAAUGGUGGUGGGUCUCUAAGCAAUAACACUGUGAAAGGACUGACUACGAGUGCGAUUCCAUUGAUUGAGCAAGCAUAUCGGCUGGGAAAUUCACGUGCUUAUAGUACCGUGUUUCUUUCCACUUUGGGGUUUGGAGGGCUUGCGCUCGUUUUGUCUUUCUUCAUUGGAGGUGUAGAUGAAAGUGAUGGAGAGUAUGUGGCAGCAGUGAUUCAAAAUGCGAAUGAAGUGAAGGUGACUACAGAGAAAGAUCAAAUAUAA
This is a messenger RNA of Talaromyces rugulosus, 1794 nucleotides long. RefSeq lists its product as uncharacterized. The record is from RefSeq and is a predicted model, not a curated record. The coding region runs from base 1 to 1794 and encodes 597 amino acids. Gene Ontology annotation, cellular component: membrane. Gene Ontology annotation, biological process: transmembrane transport. Gene Ontology annotation, molecular function: transmembrane transporter activity. Lineage: Eukaryota; Fungi; Ascomycota; Eurotiomycetes; Eurotiales; Trichocomaceae. The transcript is spliced from 6 exons.